Papaver somniferum (opium poppy) is the source of this 3748-nucleotide messenger RNA. RefSeq names its product splicing factor-like protein 1. Bases 121 to 2361 code for a protein of 746 amino acids. The transcript has 2 exons. Gene Ontology annotation, cellular component: nucleus. NCBI's taxonomy places the organism in Eukaryota, Viridiplantae, Streptophyta, Magnoliopsida, Ranunculales, Papaveraceae. Gene Ontology annotation, molecular function: mRNA binding; zinc ion binding. The record is from RefSeq and is a predicted model, not a curated record. Gene Ontology annotation, biological process: regulation of mRNA splicing, via spliceosome.
GGUUAGGAUACUUGUACUUAUCUCGACCGUAAGACGGAGCGGAUUUCUAGUCGUAUUUACAAUAAGAGGCUUUAGCCUUUUCACUUCCCCCAAAUCAAAAUCUUCUGAGUAAACCAAACCAUGGAUUCCGAAACCCUAAUUUCAUCUUCUGCUCCCCCGAAUCAAUUAGAUCAUCAUCCUGAUUCAGAAACCCUAGCUCCUCCUCCAGAAACCCUAGCUACAGAUCCCGAAACAGCAAAUCGAGAAGAAGAGCAACAACAGAAUCAAUUGGUAUCUCAAAACGGCGGUGGUAAUAGUGGCGGUGGUGCGAGUGAGAAAGAUGGUUCAGGAGGUGGUGAAGAAGAAACAAACAGUAGAAGGAAACGUCGGAGUAGAUGGGAUCCACCGACUGAAUCUGAAAACGCUGAAUCUGGAACUCGAAAGAGGAAAUCUCGUUGGGCAGAUGAUGAUCCAAAACCAGUAAUUCAACUUCCAGAUUUCAUGAAGGAAUUUACAGGUACUAUGGAUCUUGAUCCAGAAGUUCAAGGUCUUAAUAUACGAUUGUUAGAAAUUAGUAGAUUAUUAUCAUCUGGAUUAUCAUUAGAUGACCGUCCUGAAGGUGCUCGUUCACCGUCCCCUGAACCUAUUUAUGAUAAUAUGGGUGUUAGAAUUAAUACUAGAGAAUAUCGUAAUCGGGAACGAUUGACAAAAGAACGGUCCGAUAUUAUCAGUCAGCUGAUUAAACGAAACCCUGCGUUUAAGCCUCCAGCUGAUUACCGUCCUCCUAAGCUUCAGAAGAAGUUGUAUAUCCCUAUGAAGGAGUAUCCAGGGUACAAUUUUAUUGGUCUUAUCAUUGGUCCAAGGGGAAAUACACAGAAGAGAAUGGAAAAGGAGACUGGUGCAAAGAUUGUUAUCCGUGGUAAGGGUUCGAUUAAGGAAGGAAGGUUACAGCAGAAACGUGAUUUGAAACCCGAUCCUGCUGAGAACGAAGAUUUACAUGUGUUGGUUGAAGCUGACACUCAGGAUGCACUUGAGGCUGCUGCAGGGAUGGUGGAGAAGUUGUUGCAGCCAGUUGAUGAGGUGCUUAAUGAGCAUAAGAGGCAGCAGCUGAGGGAACUUGCUGCUUUGAAUGGAACCAUAAGGGAUGAAGAAUAUUGUAGGCUGUGUGGUGAACCUGGUCAUCGUCAGUAUGCUUGUCCUGCUCGUACCUCAACUUUUAAGAGUGAUGUUCUCUGUAAAAUAUGUGGAGACGGAGGUCAUCCUACCAUCGAUUGUCCCAUGAAAGGCACUACUGGAAAGAAAAUGGAUGAUGAAUACCAAAAUUUCCUGGCAGAAUUAGGUGGUAGUGGUCCUGAAUCAAUGACUAAACCAAAUUCAGCAGUAGCUCUUCUCGGGGCUGGGUCUAAUAGUUCAGGCAGUGUUCCUCCAUGGCAAAGUGGUAACAACUCCGGAGGUGGGGGUAUUGGGUCUGCAACACAACCAGGUUUGAUGACAAAUGGAGCCAAGACCGGGAAGGAUUAUGAUGAUACAAAUUUGUACAUUGGGUAUCUGCCACCGAAUCUUGAUGAUGAUUCGUUAAUUCGUCUGUUCCAACCCUUUGGCGAUAUUGUGAUGGCUAAGGUUAUCAAGGAUCGGGCGACAAAUGUAAGCAAAGGUUAUGGUUUUGUGAAGUAUUCUGAUGUUGCACAGGCGAAUCAAGCUAUUGCUAGUAUGAAUGGCUAUCCUCUAGAGGGGAGAGUGAUUGCUGUUAGGGUUGCAGGUAAACCUCCUCCGCCUGCAGUGCCAUCUGGACCUCCAGCUCACAAGAUGCCUACUUACCCUGCUCAAGAUCAGGGAGGAUAUGCUUCUCAGCAAUAUUCAUCUGGUGGACCUCUUCCGAAUGCACCCCAUAGUGGCUACAUGGCGGCACCAGUUCCUUGGGGGCCACCUCCUCCUUAUGCUCCCUAUCCCCCACCACCUCCUGGUGCUAAUAUGUACAAUCCUGUGCAAGGUCAAUCUAUGCCACCUUAUGGUGCACCAUAUCCUCCAGCACACCAAACCACACCUCCUGGUGCUGCACCAUCUCAUAGUACAGCUAGUGACGGGCAACAGAGCUUCCCCCCUGGUGUUCAAUCCCAAAAUACUCAACCCGCACCUUCUAGUAUGUAUGGAAUGCCUCCAAAUCCCUCAUACCCCCCACCAAAUUACCCCCCACCAAAUUACCCAUCUUAUUAUGCUGUGCCUCCUCCUCCUGUAUCACAUUCAAUGGGUGACCAUACACAAAACGUGGCUGCUGUUCCUUGGGCCUCAAAUCCACCAGCACCUCCACCUGAUUCAUCUGCCGAGCAGACAUCUUCCGGUGUUGAGGCUGAGUAUGAGAAGUUCAUGGGGGAUCUGAAAUGAAGCGGUUCGGAUCUUGAGAUCGCGUGAGAUUAUUUGGAGCUGUUGUGAACCUGCUUUCUUACCUAUUGCUAUGACACAACUUGUUGGAAGUUUCAGACUCACAUCAUUAACUUUGUUGUGCUAUUAUGAAAAAUGCAGAGUCUGGCUGGGCAAAGUUUUACUGCUGCUUCCUCCUGAAGGCCUUAUGAUGCUAACAGUUUCUUUGCUUUAUUCCUUUUAUGAAUAUGGGGGACUAAUUGCUGAUGAUUUGGUGUUUUUUUGAGAUGGGUUUUCACUUAGUUUCUUGGUUAAUAUUUAUCUUUGAUCUUGUUGGCUUAAUGAUAGCUCUGGUUCUGUAUUAGCUACUAAAUCAGCUGUUAGUGUGGGGUACGUGCAGAAAACUCUUUUCGCAUAACUAUUGAUUCUAGCUUAUAUUUCCCUUUUAAUUACAUUGGUGUCUGAUGAGGUUCUGAAGUUAUUUGUGGCAGGGCGAUGGAUGUGCUUCUGUAGUGCUAGUAGUUUUGACCCUAUGAAUUUUUAAGUAGUCCUCUCAUAAAUAAAUAAAUAAACUUCUAUAGAUAGUAUUAUUCUUUUUGGCCAGUGACUGAUGUUUGGGUUUUGUUAAGAAGAAAACAGAAAUACUUUCUUCUUUCAACUUCUUAAAAGAGACCCGUAUCUCUGGUUUUGAAAUUAGGGAGAUAAAUCUUUGAUGAUUACUUAUUGGGUAAAUCUCCAAGUAGUAAGAAAUUUUUUAAAUCAGCAUGAAGGGGUUGUAUCGUCAUUUGCUGAUGUUACUGUUUGAUGGGUUCUGUAACUUCUGUUCAAGUAGAUGUGGUACUCGUUGGUCAUCACAUUUUACCUCGAAGAGAACUUUGCAUGCUUUUGUGUCGGGAAUCCUGGGACGGAGACUCAAAUGUCCUGAACUGCAGGGUUCACAAUUAGUUGCAGCAGACAACGAUGUUGUGUUGAUGGAAUGGUUGUAAAAUCCUGCUAGUUCAUAGCUGGAAAAGAAACCAAUCCCUUAGAGAUAGGUAUUACCAAGAACCAGAUUAAGUGCCGUGCCUUUCAAAGUUUCCUCUGCUUUUUUGGAAUCUGUGGGACAGGAGAUUACCCUGGUUACGCUGCAAUUCGUUGGUUGAUUUCAGGUACUGAUACGGGUUUCAAUGGUAAUGGUGCUAAUGGAGAAAAAUGCUUGUUGCCAGCAUUGAUUUGGUUCCAACGCGUGCUGAUGGUGAAAAGUGCUUGUUGCCAGCAUCGAUUUGAUCCUUUGACCUCAACUUGCUCACUUUGGUCUAGUAAAAUUUAAAUAAGAUAAACUGCUUGAUAGAGCAAAUUUGCUUGAACUAGAGAGAUGGAUCUACUAUUUUUUUUUAAUCAAUGAAAAGAGCAAACACUUCUCUUCUGAAAA